Messenger RNA from Daucus carota subsp. sativus, 5040 nucleotides. RefSeq names its product ABC transporter C family member 3. Gene Ontology annotation, biological process: transmembrane transport. The record is from RefSeq and is a predicted model, not a curated record. The transcript has 11 exons. Gene Ontology annotation, cellular component: membrane. The coding region runs from base 191 to 4708 and encodes 1505 amino acids. NCBI's taxonomy places the organism in Eukaryota, Viridiplantae, Streptophyta, Magnoliopsida, Apiales, Apiaceae. Gene Ontology annotation, molecular function: ATP hydrolysis activity; ABC-type transporter activity; ATP binding.
GCUAGUUAACUUCAGCCUUGCAUGUCAUGGAAUAAUAAAAUAAUCAAGUCUUCCCUAGACUUUGCGAAUUGCAACUUGUUCCCCGCUAGUUCUUCUUACAUAUAUAUAUGUCACAACUGCUCAGUCCGCACUCACAGUCUCAAACUUCGUUUUCAAGCGCAAAGAAAAGUUUUCAUCCACUAAUCAUCAGAUGAACAAGGGUAUGUUGAUUAAUCACCUCUUUUCUUUGUUUGAUGAUGAUGAUCCGCUGCUUAAACCCUUUUUCUUGCAUGGGUUUUCUGGUUUAUUACAUUUAGUGUUCUUGUUUCUUGUACUAUUAUCAUGGGUGUGCAAUAAAUUUAGGAGAGAUUCUGAUCAUGGUAAAAAACAAGGCUUUGUGAGAAACAUUGCUAGCUUACCUUAUCAUAAACAUGCCUUGUUUUGUAGCUUGGUUCUGGUACUUGUUAAUUUUGUUACGUGUAUAUCGAUCAAAUUUUAUUGGUAUACAAAUGGCUGGUCUGAAUUGAUAAUCAUAGUGCUUUUUGAUUCAGUUAGUAAAGCACUUUCCUGGUUGGCUAUCUCAGUUUAUCUGUAUACCCAAGUGCAAGAAUUGAGUGAUGUUAAGUGCCCUUUGGUAUUAAGGGUGUGGUGGUGUGUUUUCUUUUCGGUAUCUUGUUAUUGUCUUGUUAUAGACUAUGUAUACUACAAUAUAAGCCAGCCUUUGCCACUUCAGUAUGUGAUUUCAGAUGUUUUAAAUAUAGUUAUAGGAUUGUUUCUCUGUUUUGUGGGGUUUUCAAGAUAUAUUGAACCAACUGAAAAUGAUAUUUUUCAAGAACCCCUUUUAAGUGCUGAUAUUAGUAGGGUACCUGAUGGUGAAGAGUGCGAAAAGUCUAGAAUGGGUGAAACUGUGACCCCUUAUGCAAGUGCUAAUAUAUUCAGUAUUCUUACUUUCUCUUGGAUCGGUUCUUUAGUUGCAUUAGGAUAUAAGAAACCGUUAGACAUUGAGGAUGUUCCUCAGCUUGCACCUAUUGAUCGUGUUAAAGUUGCCUUUCCACUUCUAAGAGAUGAAUUAGGGUAUCAAGGUGGUGAUAAUAGUAGUUUGACCACGCUUAAGCUGGUGAAAGCACUAUUUUAUUCCAUGUGGAGAGAUAUCUUAUUGACAGCAUUUCUUGCAAUGAUAAACACGGUGGCCUCCUAUGUUGGUCCCUACCUCAUUGAUUCAUUUGUUCAGUACUUAAAUGGACGCCAGAACUUGAAGGAAGGGUACGUUUUAGUAUCUGCAUUUGUCAUUUCAAAGAUUAUUGAGUGUUUGUCACGAAGGCAUUGGUUCUUUAAGGUGGAGCAGAUUGCAAACAGGGGCAAGGCAGCUCUUGUAGCAUUGAUUUAUCACAAGGGAUUGACCCUGUCAUGUCAAUCAAAGCAGGAUCACACCAGUGGGGAGAUAAUAAAUAUCAUGACAGUGGAUGCUGAGAGGAUCGGUGUCUUUGGCUGGUACAUGCAUGAUUUAUGGCUGGCCAUCCUUCAAGUUGGUCUAGCGUUGAUGAUCUUAUAUAAAAAUCUAGGGCAGGCUUCCAUUGCUUCAUUGGUCACAAUCAUAAUUGUGAUGUUGCUAAAUUUACCGUUAGGGAGAUUGCAGGAGAAUUAUCAGACUAAGCUAAUGGAAUCUAAAGAUUAUAGAAUGAAGGCAACUUCUGAAAUAUUAAAAAACAUGAGGAUUCUCAAGCUUCAGGGCUGGGAAAUGAGAUUUUUGUCUAAAAUUUUGGAUCUUAGAAACAUUGAGGCUGGGUGGUUAAAGAAGUUCGUGUACACUAAUGCCGUAGUUACUUUUGUUUUUUGGGGUACUCCGACGUUUGUGGCUGUAGUAACUUUUAGUACAUGUAUGCUUCUCGGGAUUCCACUUGAAUCUGGAAAGGUUUUGUCCGCUCUUGCAACUUUUAGAAUACUUCAAGAGCCUAUUUAUAAUCUUCCAGAUACAAUAUCAGUGAUGAUACAAACUAAAGUUUCACUUGACAGAAUUGCAUCAUUCCUUUGUCUUGAAGACCUGCUGACAGAUGUUAUUAAGAUGUUUGAAAGAGGUAGCUCAGAUAUUGCGGUUGAGAUAGUAAAUGGAAACUUUUCUUGGGAUGUAUGCUCUCUCAAUCCAACACUGAAAGAUAUCAAUUUCAGAGUGUCUCCUGGCAUGAGGGUUGCUGUUUGUGGUAUGGUUGGCUCAGGAAAGUCAAGUCUACUAUCCUGUAUCCUAGGGGAAGUGCCAAAGAUUUCAGGUGUCAUCAAGAUGAGUGGAACAAAGGCAUAUGUUGCUCAGACGCCUUGGAUACAGAGUGGGACAAUCAUGGAGAAUAUACUGUUCGGAAAGGAGAUGGACAGAGUUUGGUAUGAGAAGGUCCUCGAAGCAUGCUGCCUGAAACCGGAUCUUGAGAUUCUUUCCUUUGGAGAUCAAACUGUAAUAGGUGAAAGGGGAAUUAAUCUAAGUGGGGGUCAGAAGCAGAGAAUACAAAUUGCUCGUGCUCUCUAUCGAGAUGCAGAUAUAUAUCUGUUUGAUGAUCCAUUUAGUGCUGUGGAUGCUCAUACAGGAUCAAAGCUAUUUAAGGAGUGCUUACUGGGCAUUCUGGGGUCAAAGACAGUGAUUUAUGUAACUCAUCAAGUUGAGUUUCUACCUGCUGCAGACCUCAUCCUGGUAAUGAAAGAUGGUCGGAUUACACAAUCUGGAAAAUAUGAUGACAUACUUGAUUUAGGGAGCGACUUUAUUGAACUUGUGGGUGCACAUAAGACAGCUUUAGCAACACUUGACUCAUUAGACACCGAGCCAGUUUCUAAAUCUUCUAUUCUAGCUGAGAAUAGCAGUAUAGGGAGUUUGCAGGCCUCGGAACAGACUUUAGAUGUUCAGAGCGGUGAACCACCAGAUGAAAUAGUUGCAUCAGUAAGACAGCUUGUUAAAGAAGAAGAAAGAGAGAAAGGGAGGGUUGGUUUCUUAGUCUACUGGAAAUAUAUUACAACAGCAUAUGGGGGUGCACUUAUACCCGUAAUUUUGUUGUCACAAGUUUUUUUUCAGGGACUCCAGAUUGGAAGCAAUUACUGGAUGGCGUGGGCAACUCCUGUGUCAAGGACUGUGGCUGAUCCUGUUGAAGUUUCUACUCUUAUAAUGGUUUAUGUAGAACUAGCCAUCGGAAGUGCUUUUUGCAUUCUGGGAAGAUCCCUAUCUCUUGCAACCGCUGGCUUCAAGACAGCCACACUGCUCUUCUAUAAUAUGCAUGCUUGCAUUUUUCGUGCUCCAAUGUCUUUUUUUGAUUCCACUCCAAGUGGGCGCAUCUUAAAUAGAGCCUCUACAGACCAGAGCACGGUUGAUUUGGACUUGCCCAAUCAAGUUGGUACUUUCGCCUUCUCAGUUAUACAACUCCUUGGGAUUAUUGCUGUGAUGUCGCAGGUGGCGUGGCAGGUGUUCCUAAUUUUUGUUCCCGUUAUUGCAAUUUGCAUUUGGUUACAGCAAUAUUACCUACCUUCAGCACGUGAGCUGGCUCGUUUAGUUGGAGUGCAUCAAGCUCCAGUCAUACAGCAUUUUGCUGAAACCAUCUCAGGAUCAACCACGAUUAGGAGUUUUGAUCAAGUAUACAGAUUUCGGGAAACAAAUAUGAUGCUAAUCGAUGAAAGAUCUCGGCCGAAGUUUCACAGUUUUGGUGUGAAGGAGUGGCUGACCGUCCGCUUGGAUUUUUUGUCUUCUCUUACAUUUGCCUUCUUGUUGGUUUUCCUGAUCUCUGUUCCUAAUGGAACAAUAGACCCGAGCAUAGCAGGCUUAGCAGUUACUUAUGGUCUUAAUCUGAACCAGAUACAAGCUUGGGUAAUAUGGAGUCUCUGUAAUCUAGAGAAUAAAAUUAUAUCAGUUGAAAGAAUGUUCCAAUACACUUCUAUCGCAAGUGAGCCUCCUCUUGUCUUAGAAUCAAAUAGGCCUCCUCAUAACUGGCCAUUAUGCGGUGAAGUUGAUAUCUGUAACCUGCAGGUUCGUUAUGCUCCUCAUAUGCCCCUCGUUUUGCGAGGUCUUACUUGCACCUUUGAAGGAGGGAAGAAGACUGGACUUGUUGGGAGAACUGGCAGUGGUAAAUCAACCCUUAUACAGACCAUAUUUCGAAUUGUGGAGCCAGCAGCUGGAAAAAUUUUAAUUGAUGGUAUCGACAUCUCUUGGCUUGGAUUACAUGAUUUGCGAUCUAGAUUAAGCAUCAUUCCUCAAGAUCCAACCAUGUUUGAGGGGACACUCCGGAGCAACCUCGACCCUCUUGGGGAUCAUACAGAUGAACAAAUUUGGGAGGUUCUCAACAAGUGCCAGUUAGGAGAUGAAGCGAGCAAGAAAGAAGGCAAGCUUGACUCAUUAGUUUCAGAAAACGGGGAGAAUUGGAGCGUUGGUCAGAGGCAAUUGGUAUGCCUUGGUCGUGUAUUACUUAAGAAAAACAAAGUAUUAGUUCUUGAUGAGGCUACUGCAUCGGUUGACACAGCUACUGAUAACAUGAUUCAGCAAACCCUGAGGGAACACUUCACGGAUUCUACUGUACUAACUAUAGCACAUAGAAUAACAUCCGUGCUUGAUAGCGAUAUGGUCCUCCUGUUAAAUAAUGGGCUCCUUGAAGAAUACGAUCCCCCCACAAAGUUGCUAAUGAACAAAACAUCUGCAUUUGCUAAGCUCGUAGCAGAGUACAGUGUAAGAUCUAGUUCAAGCUUUGGAGUCGCAAGUGGAUCAUGAUGAAAGUUUAGAAUGAUCACUGUAUUUCAGGUGAAGGGAUGUCAGGUUGAUACAGUGGGAGGAGGGUGUCCAGAUCAACCAUCCUGUCAAGCAACUUGCGGUGGCUGCUUUCGGGGCAUUGGCAGAGUGAUCGGAUCUUGUGAAGCUCCUGGUGCUGGUUCUAACUGGUGGAUUUGUCAUUGUUAUUUUGAAGAUGGUGCACCCUGUCCUCCCGCGGGCACUCCUCAGUGUCCAAGUCCACCCAUUCUUGCUUCUCGUAGUUUUAUUCGUCGUCCAAUUCCUUCCAAGGUGUAAAUGUUAUACUUUCGAUUUGAAAUGUGAGCAUGUUACCU